CUUGAUUAGCUCAGAUAGCCGUCGACAUCAGAGCUGGAAGGGAGCGAUCUUGUGUCUGCAAGCUUCAUAUAGAAAAACUCUCCAGAAGACAAGAAAGGCCUCGGGAGGGACGAGCCCUCUUCCUCUACACCACGCUCAUCAUCACAACAAGACCAUGAGCGCCCCGGAGCACAAUCACUCAUUGUUCAACGACAGCGGCACGCCAUGGUUCAUCUACCACUGCACCCUCGAACUGGACCAGGACUACCGGCGCAUCGCCCUCUUCCUGCUCUACCUCUUCGUCUUCAUCGUGGGGCUGCUGGAGAACGGCCUGGUCGUCUGGGUGAACUGGCGCCGGCGCCACUCGGCCAACGGCGUCCUCUUCUGCAUCAUCAACGUGAGCCUGUCGGACCUGAUGGUGAUCGUGAUCCUGCCCUUCUUCAUGAUGGAGGUGACCAUGGACAAGGUGUGGCUGUGGGGGCGGUUCCUCUGCAAGGUCACCAACCUCAUCUACGUGGUCAACUUCUACAGCAGCUCCUUCUUCCUCGCCUUAAUGACCCUGGAGCGCUACCUGUCCCUGACGAGGCCCACGUUUCCCGCCCUUUUCCCCGUGGUGGGACGCCGCCGCUGGGUCCUCUGCGGCGGCCUCUGGACGUUCUCCUUGUUCCUGGCUCUGAUGGAGAACGUCCACGUGGAUCUUCUGGAGUGGGACGAGCCGGGCUGCUACAUGCUGCCUGAGUUCAACUUCACCGAGUGGUUCGUCUCCGUGGCGUUCCUCUGCCUCAUCUUCCAGUUCCUCGCGCCCGCCGCCAUCAUCAUCACCUGCAACGUGCUGAUCGCUCGAGCGGUGCGGACGGCGCCCGACAUCCAAGGGCGGCGCGACGUGUGGCUGGUGCACGUGUACUCGCUGGUGUUCGUCAUGUGCUGGCUGCCGUACCACCUGGUCAUGUUGCUGAUGAUCAUAGACGACCUCGACUACAUGCUCUUCAGCUGCAACACGGUGGAAGUGCUCUACUUCUCCUUCAGCGUGGUGCAGAGCCUCUCGCUGUUCCACUGCGUCGCCAACCCCAUCCUCUACAACUUCCUCAGCAAGAGCUUCCGCAGCAACCUCCUCAACACGGUGGUGAGCUACAUCCCCAAAGAGGACGCUUUGAACCAGGUGGGGGCGGGGACCGGGCCGAACGCUCCCAACGGCGGCGGUGGUGGCGGCGGGGGAGGCCCACCAGGAAAGCAGCGCAGGUUAAGUAACGCCAGCACCAGCCAGUCCGAUGUUGAAUCAUAAGAAGGAGACUGAAGAUUUUAGCUUCAGGUGCCAGAAAGAUCUGACAGAACUGAAUCCAGAUUUUAGAGCUUCAGAAUCCCAGGAGUGAAAACAAAGACAUCCAACUACUUCUUUUGUAAACCAGCAGAAAAGCAGCGUUAUUUUUUUUUUUUUUGCUUCUUCUUCUGGACGAGUUUUUGCAAAUGACAUUUCUCUGCAGCCUUCAGGACGUCGUGAUGUUUUUUUUUUCAUCGCCUUGUAAAACUAGCGGCUAUUUCCAGAUAACAGACCAAUCAGAUCUCUGAAUGCAUCAAAUCCAGUUUUGUUUUUUUCCCAGUGUACUUAAAGGCUUUAUAUGUGAUUUUUUGAUCCAGCAGAUGUCGCCCUUGAGCACCAGCAUGAAAUAAAAACAACUUGCGCUGCAUUGUUGUGUUAGCAUGCUAAUGCUAGCGAUCUUUAUUAUGCUCGUAUCUUCACACUGCAUGUAAAUUUACCUGAAAUGAGCGUGAUCUAGAAACACAGUUAAGCAGUGAGUACAGUAUGUUAUUCUUCUUUUCUCUAGUCCCUCAAUUAAACAACUUUUAUACACGAGGGGAGGAGUCAGCCGGCCGUCCUGGCGAUGUAAACAAAGUGAAGAUAGGACUCUGAAAACAUCACAGACAGUGGGACUCGGGUGUUACACCCAUUGUAGACAGUCAUGACUCACAGAGUUAUUUUCAGAGGAUAUACUUGAUUUAUACAUUUAAGUGUGAAAAAUCACAUAUUAAGACUUUAAAUAUCAGCUUUACAUUUAGAUCAUUAUCCAUAUUUGAGCUCUUGUGGAUGAUUUAUUUGUUGUCUGUGUGGCACAGUUGUUUUUAACUGUUCCCCCCAGAGGGAGUGAUAGUUGAUUCAUUCAUGGAUAGCAGAGUUACAGAAAGUUUUGGACUCAUUAUUGUGCUGUUUGUUUGUUUGUUACCCCAACACCUCCCUUUAAAACAUCCCACUCCCUGUGGUUCCUCUAAUGUAUCUGAUCACAGUUUGGGAGACAGGGGGAAGGCAGGAAAUGUCUGAUGUUUUUGUUUCUCUCUCAAAGCUGCAUGCUGAACUCCCACAGGAACUCACGGCAGCGUUUUGAAAUCUCUGAAUAGAAAGACGUAAUGGCACAGCAGGAAUGUGUGUGUGAAAACAUGCGUGUGUGCAGCGCCUGAUAAGAGAUGCCACUCUGGGAAGAAGGUUGUCGAGGCUUUUCAUAAUUCAGACCACACCAUCUCCAUGAUCGUGUUGAUCUAAAGUAACGACAGACGCCCUUAAAUAAAAUCACAGAUCUUCAGUCACAUUUUCAACCCAAAACUUCCCCCAAGAGGAUAAAAAGUGAUAUUUUAAAACAUCUCCAUGUCCUACUUUCUGGGACAACUGACGAGAUUAAAUUGUUUUUGUGUAAUUUGGACGGUGUGCAGGAGUUUGCUUUCAUUUGUUGUUAAUUAAAACGAAAUCGGGUGCCUAGGACUUCUUUUAUUUGUUGCCAUGGUAUCGAAACAGGUCUCUAUGACGUUGGAUUUUUUACUUGUAUUGUAUUGAAGUUUAACAUUCUGGUGUUGGUGUUGUUUCCGCCUCGAUGUGACCAUCUUGCAAAUGUGAAAAUAAAUCAAAGCUCAGAUUAUUAAGUGCUUAUUUAUCUGCUGUUUUCUGCACGUGCUGUUUAAAAUCCAAUAAAUCUUCAUCAAACAUUGUUUACAUGCUUUCAAACUGCAGAUCAUGACUUUAAACUCAAACAGCUUGUAGUUUUUCUAUAUAUCAGAGAUGUUUCUGCACUAAGCCAUCUGCUUUUUGUCCAUUCAGUGAACUCGUAACACUCCAUUAAGUGCACGCACUUCCAUUUCUGUCUGUCUGGAAAGCAUCACAGUUGAAAUGAUAAGAAUGCAGAAAAAAAAAGGAAGAGGGGAUGUCAGUCUGCAGAUGGCACAAUAGCAGGAAGAGACAGGGCUUUAAAAAGGGUAAAGGUUCACAAGCCCCUGGAAGCAGGACGUUCACAAAAACUACGCAGAUUCUGCAACUUCACGGCCGAGAUUGUGAUGAUGGAGGGGAUUCUGCGGUGUGAGAGGUCGAGGCAAACAGAUUAAAAACUCGUUCAAGCGGAGAUAACAGUCUUCCUCCAGGAUUUUUUUAUUUUUCCUUUUUGAAAAACAUAAAAACAAAAAAACAAUACUCAAAGAAGGCCAACAUUCAUAAAAAAACAUAAUGCAACGUAUCGAGGCGUACAGAUAAUAAAUACACUGUCAUCAUAAAUAUGAGGUAAGAAACAUUGUACACUCAAACGUAAUGGGCACUUAAACAUCAUGAUCGGACACAUCAUGGGUUACAUGAAAGAGAAAUGAAAUGCACUCUCUCUCUUUCUCUUGUGUGGCUGGUUUUUGUUGUUUCCAUGGAGAAAAAU
This is a messenger RNA of Labrus mixtus (cuckoo wrasse), 3656 nucleotides long. It is a transcript of the gene ackr5, whose product is annotated as G protein-coupled receptor 182. The transcript is spliced from 2 exons. Gene Ontology annotation, molecular function: G protein-coupled receptor activity. Lineage: Eukaryota; Metazoa; Chordata; Actinopteri; Labriformes; Labridae. The coding region runs from base 155 to 1261 and encodes 368 amino acids. Gene Ontology annotation, cellular component: membrane. The record is from RefSeq and is a predicted model, not a curated record. Gene Ontology annotation, biological process: G protein-coupled receptor signaling pathway.